Molecule: messenger RNA, 8199 nt
Organism: Porites lobata
Lineage: Eukaryota; Metazoa; Cnidaria; Anthozoa; Scleractinia; Poritidae
Source: the annotation of a GenBank genome assembly
CCUACAAUGGCGGACGGUGAACAUCUUGAACAUCGUACUACUCAUCGUCCUUGAUCUGCACCUUCAGCAUGGGAAAAGAAAAGGCAGGAGCGUUAACUCCAAAAGCCAUAUCAAAUAGGAUCAAGGCGAAAGGACUGCAGAAGUUGAGAUGGUAUUGUCAAAUGUGCCAAAAACAAUGUCGAGACGAGGUAUAAGUGAAGCUUACAUUGUUUGAAUAUUAAAAUUGAAAGCUUCCGUCUAAAAUUCCGCAAACUCUCCACACAUAACAGCUUUCUUGUGCAAUUUUUCCUCUUGUUCUUAUUCGUUAUAAAUCAAACACCAGCAUGAAUAAAGUACGAGUCGUAAAAUGGAUGGGUGAAAUGGUGUAGAGUAGUGCUGUGUGGAAUUGAAACAAUCAAGCAGUUACUCAGCUUAAACUUCGAUUAGACCUCAAUCACUUAUCUUUUUAUGUGCAUCUGCUGAACACCCGGGGGACCCUUUAAGAAAAAGGCAGGAAUUAAGGCUUGUUGAAAAAUUAGAAUUAAUUUAAAUAGGAUUUUUUAAUGACCCCAUAAAGAAGUUGUCAUUGAAAUGUUCCUUUUUUUUCUUCUGCUUUUUGUAAUGCUUAAAGCACACCCCGGGGGUACUACCAUAUAUGGGCUAUAUGGGUAUGUACCGCUGUGAAGGGUAUGGUUUUCAAGCAGUUUACUCUAGGAUAGGGUAUAUAAAUCAGAGCGUUUGGGUCUAGAAUAGGGUAUCAUUCUUCGGGAAACUGAUCAGUUGGUUGAAGAUUUUAUCUAGACUGGGGAAACAGUUACUCUAGGAUAGGGGGAUUUGGGAGUUUACUCUAGUGUAGGGUAGCAAAAUUCAGCUGAACUAGCUCUGGUAUAGGUCAAGGGUUCCAGGGUCCCAGCGGCACAUCCCCACCCAGAAAUUCCUAAAGUGCCCCCCCUGGGAAGCACACACACACACACAGUGUGCAGUGUACAGUGUGCUUAAGACUACUGGCAUUUUGACCUGAGGGCUCUAUGCAAUAUUGGCAUGUUAAUCUGAACACCCUUAUUAAUUCAAAAAUGUGCAAUUUACACCCUGAAACAAAAUGAUGAGCAUCAAGGAAAUUUCCUUUCCCUUCCCCCCCCCCCAGAUUCAUGUCACUUCUUAUAGCUUUUUAAGGGAGACGGUGCAUUUGAUUCAGUGCUUUGCAGGUAUAAUUUUCUUAUCUCAAGUGUCACUGUUAAGUCAGUUUAGAGUUUGUUGCUUCUUCACUUUUGUCAGUGCUUUAUGUAUUGCAAUCGUAUUAUAAAGCUCUUUUUCUCAUUCUUUUGGAAUGAUCAGAAUGGCUUCAAAUGUCACACCAUGUCCGAGUCACACCAGCGUCAGCUGCUGUUGUUAGCUGAAGAUGUUGAUAAGUACAUGGAUAGUUUCUCCAGGUAGGUCCAGCAAAGUGUUACUCAGAAAAUGUGCCCUCAGCUUAUAUUUGUUUUAAAGGAAGUUUGUGUACACUGUAUCAUAAACUGCCACUUAUAACCCCAUGCCUCCCCCCCUCUGGUUAUAGGUCCAUCUAUACCUGUAAAUAAAAAUUACAUCAAAUUAUAAGCCCCCUGGAUAUAAGAUCUCCUCUAAUCUAGCUUGUAUUGAAAUUAAUUGAUUUAUUUCAGUUGAAAUGCUUAAUUAAAAUCCACUAAAUCCAAAACACAUUAUAAUCAGUACCACUCUAGAUUGAUUCAAAGCCUUUUUGGCUCUCCUGUUGUAAUCUUCCUCACAUAUGAGCCCCUCCAUUGAUAAGCCCUCCUUAAACACCUUAUGACGAUGUACAGAUGAAAAAGCCUUGGGCUUAUAAGUGGCAGAAGUUAUAAACGCUGUAUGUAUCGUGUCACCCAUUAUCCAGUUUUUAUCUUUCAGAGAAUUUCAAGACGAAUUUCUGAAACUUCUUAAGAGACAGUUUGGUAUGUGACUGGUUAUUUUUAUUAACAUUACAAAUAUGCAGAUAGUCUUGGAUUAGCCAGAGAUUAGGAUGCAUGUAAUUUGGCUUGAACAGCACCAAGUUAAUAUAUUGUUUUUUGCUAACCCUACUUACUGAAACGUUCAAGGUUUUCGUUAAUAAGCAUUGACUAAGUCAUCUGAAGUUAACUUAGACUGGUCAUGUUGGUGUUUUGGCUUACUGUCAAUCUCUUGUUUUUCAGGGACUCGCAGGGUGCGUGCAAAUCAAGUUUAUCAGGAUUACAUCAGUGAUAGACAUCACACUCAUAUGAAUUCAACACAGGUCAGUAUUAUUUGCUUAUUGGAUUAAUUAAAGGCAUGCCUGGUAAAAACACUCCAAGUGACUACUGAUAAACUGCAAGACUCUCCUUCCAAUUACUUGUCUCACAAAGGAGAAUUUGACAUUUGAUCUAGAUUCACUGAAGCCCUUUUUUAUUGCACCUAUCUGAUGGUCUACUCUAGACAUGAACACUGACUCUUAAUAAUGGCGUAUAUUUAUUAUUGUUCUUGUACAGUGGGAAACUCUAACUGACUUUGUAAAGUGGCUCGGAAAAGAAGGUAAUUAAUGGCAUGUUUUAAGUUUUUUAUAUAGGAACAGGGUUUGUGCAGAUCAUGGAAAAUGUAGAAAGUCAUGGAAUUUAAGAAUUUCAUUUUCCAGGCCUGGAAGGUCAUGGAAUUUAAUUAUCGGUGCAAGAAAGUCAUGGAAAAUCAAAGUUUUGUUUGGUAGAUUAUAUUAUUUAUAUUAGUUAUAUUAUCAUUAGAGUCAUUUGUUUCUGUUGAACUGUUUAAGGUCAAAAAAUGUGCUAAAACAAAGAAAGUUUUGUAAAUUUUUGAAAUAAAAACUAAGCCGAGGGUCAUGGAAAACUUAAAGAGGUCAUGGAAAAAGUCAUAGAAAGCUAUGGAAUUUGAAGGGCUCAAAAGAGUAUGAACCCUGAAGAAGGUAUAUGUACUGUCCCUGAGUCUCUUACUGCCUUUGUAUGCACAGGACAUUGCAAGGUGGAUGAGACAGAGAAGGGAUGGUUUAUAGCUUAUAUUGACAGAGAUCCUGAAACUAUUGAAAGACAAAAGGUAAGAAAAGUUGUGAUCAUGCAGCAUUUGGUAGUUAAAGUUAUGUUUAUUUAAUAGACCUUAUUCACUAUAGCUGCCAGAUAUUUGCACACACACUUAUAAAUUUUUGAUUGAUGGGAUAAAAGCAAUGUCACGUGGUAUUUCACAGUGGAGAGGGCAAACAAUUAUUAUUAAUAAGGUAUUUAUUGUUGUAACAUGUUGGAGAGCUUUAUUCCAACAUUCUUUUAGAGCACUUAUGUUUCCCUUCAGCUCAUCACACUGUCUAUGAACUUUUGCUUUGCCUUUAAAUGUAGAUAAAAUGAUUUGUUUUUUUAAAUUAGGCGGCUGCAGCAAAGGAAAAAAUGGAUAUGGAUGAUGAGGAAAGACAUGGUAAGAAAUUUUUUUUUGUAUGUGUAAGAUGAACUUGGUUUUUAUUGAUUUUUAUUGUUGUCGCUGAUGUUGAUUUGAUUUAGUGUUGUUGGUUUUUCUGUUGUCUUUCUUAUCUCAAAAUCUCUCUAAUUAGUGUUAUACAUGACCUUAUAUUAGGAUCAAUGAUGUAAUUGUUAUUUUUGUUUGUAUUAGCCAAGCAACUUGAAAGGCAAAUUGAGAGGGAGAAAGCAAGAAAAGUCAAUGAGGUGAUUUUUUUUCUUUAAUUUUUGCUAUGUUGUCUAGAUCUAUUGUCUUGUCUAUUGCUUAAUCUUCCUAUUGUCCAUGUCUUCAGUUGUAGACACAGGCCUGUCAAUAUUCCCCUGCAAACACAGCUAGGGUUUUUCAUCACUAGUAACACUGCUUAGGUGUCACUAUCACUAGUGUAACAUAUAUAUAUAUAUAUGUAGACUAUGUGGGGAGUAGUGAUGUAAAAGUUUUUUCUUUCCAGGCUGAGAGUGUUUUUACUGCACUAAAACGUGAAAAUGAAGAGGAAAAAGGUUUGUAAAGGAAGAUCUCUAUUUUUUGAGAUUUAGGUCACAAUCAGCAACAAAAUAGUUUAAUCACUUUUGUCAAUAGGGUAAAGUUUGGGAAAAACAAUCUGAAACCCUCCCCCACCCCUCAAUCACUUUUGAAUAAUUUGUUUUUGCAUCCUGGGGGGGAGGGAAGAGUUGCUCUUUUCCUGUUUGAAGUGGAAUAGUCUGCAAAAUGCAAGAAAAGCUGAGGAUGUAAUUAUAGUGUCUCAACUAAUUAUUUGUUUUGUUGUUGACUGUAGAUUUAGAUAUGAAACCCAUUUAGACAUAAACCACUACAUUGUAGGGGGGAUAUAAGAAUUUCUUUAGUGAAUAUUUAACAAAUUAAAAUUAAUAAAGAAAAUGGUAUUAAACAUGCAAUUGUUAUGCUCUUUCUAGUAACCUUUGCUAUGCCAGCUGGUAAAAAGAAAGAACCUUUACCUGGACCUAGCAGGUGUGUGUAAAUAAUAUUAUUGUUAGGCUGUUUUGUUAUGCUCAUCCAAUUAUUAAUUUAUUUGUAAAAUGAAUGUGAAUAUUUGAGAUGAAUCACAAAGAGUUUUAAAAAAGUAAUGUUAGCCUAAGAAAACAGCCAAAAGUUUGCAAUACCACACUGGUUUCCCUACAAAAUGACAUGUAUCUGAUGAAAGACUGCAGAAAGUCCAUACUAAUGAUGUGUCAAAGCUACCCAGCUCUGGGUAGUGCACAUGCUUCCUGAUUGGUUGAAAAUUUGCUUCAACUAUUCAGGAGUACUACCCAGACCUGCCUUGUUGGCACAUCCCGAUCAUCAGUAUGGAAAUUCUAUGCUCAUUCCUCAGAGCUCAUUUCAAGGGGGUUACCACUGAUGGUGUCAUGAAAUGUUAUCUCAAAGAAGUUGACAAUGAUACAAUGUUAUUGUUCAACUCCAUCCAUUUUAGUCUUGAAACCCUUUUUAGGGAACAUCAAGGACAUUAAUAGUGCCCCCAUUUUUGCCAUGACGACCAUGAUCAUUUUUAUGGGGGUGUAUCUCAAGACCCACACCCUGCUGCUCACAGCACUUUAAACUGACUCUUCUUUUGUUGUUUUCUUCCUUUCAAAACCAUCUAUGGAUAUUAUGCAAAAGAUCUGCUAGGGUUGGUUACCUUUUCAGAAGAGAAAACUUGGGGAGCGAGCAUGGCUUAUUCUUGGCUGCAAUAUUGCAGGAUUUUCUUUUUUCUUUUUACGGUUUUAGUGUGGGGCCCAUGUAUCCCUCAUUACCCAGUUCCUAUCCUAAUGAUAAACCAUGGGAAAUAUUCACUGAUUAUCCAUAGUACUUUCCAAUCUUAUUUUCCGGCCCAUGCUCUGCUGCGUAAAAGGACAAUUCCCACAGUGAGACAAACAGUUAACAAACAUAUCAUCAAACUUUCCUUUUGGUUAAAUUUCAGAAUAGAUGAGUCAAAUCCUUCAUCUCUACAGAAUCCCUUAGCCUCUCUAAGCUCUUCACAAAAGGAGAAGAAAAUGGAUAAAGAGAAAACAAAAGAAAGGUACCUAGUAUUGGCUCCCUAGCUUUUCUCUCACUAGUCAAUUCUUGCCAAUUCUUAAAUUUCACUCCAUAAUGUUGAAAAACAUGAAAUAAAGUAUCAGUAAGUGAAAAAAUUUCCCAUUCAGAUGCAUGAUUGCUCUACUGUAAUUCUUUCUGCAGUUUAAAACGAAAAUCAGCUUUGGAAGAAAUCAUGGAAGUGAGUGUUUUUGUUUGGUCAUCUGACUUUUGAUUUGCUAUUACUGACAAUAACUUCGUUUUAGUUAUUACGAUCAGGAAUGCCACUAAUAUUUUACAUUAAUAAAACAAUCUUUCUUUCAAGCACUCUUUUUGUAAUAAUUAUAAUAAUAAUAAUAAUCACAGUUUUUUUUUCUCGACAGAUGCAAGAACAGGAAAAGAUGAAAGCCAGCCGCAAAAGUAACUGGAUAGCAAAGGUACCCUAGAGACUCAAACCCCCAAUCCCCCACCUUCCCCUCCCUUGGGAAUUUCAAGGUAGAAAUUUUUUUCCAUCAGAUUAAGAUUGCAAACUAUUUGUGCUGUUUUGUUUUUCCAGACUUCCAAAUGCAUUAAUUUUUGCCACAUCCGAUUUCAGUACAGUUUUCAGCACACUUGAGUUUGAUUUUUUAUACCUCAUCUGAAUCUGAAGCACUGAGGAUAUUUUGUUUUAAUUAAGUGCCUUCUUAGCUGUUAUUCCUUCCUUUACAGGGACUUAUAGUCAAAGUUGUAACCAAAAAACUUGGUGAUAAAUACUACAAAAAGAAAGGAACAGUCAAGGUAUGUGUUUGGUUUAAAAAGAAACACACGUAGAUGAAAUAAAACAAAGCCACAAUUUUCCUUCUCUUUUCCCUCUUCAUUAAGUCACUACAGUGAAGAUCCCCCGUCCCAUCCUACCCCCAAAUGCAAAUACCCAAUCUUGCACUCACUUUUGUUCAUUAGAUUCCUGAAUCUUGGGUUCCAAGAAGGAGAUUCUGAGAAACAUUUUGGGGCUCCUACUUCUUAAAUGGAUUAUUGUCCAUAAAAAGAAAGAAAUGAAAAACACUUUCUGAGGACAGGACAGAAUUAAUAUUAAUGUCGUGUAUUAUUAUGUUUCGUUUUUUUAAUCGCAGGAUAUUCAGAACUUAUUCGUCGCUGUUGUAAAGAUGUCAGAUAGUGGAGAUGUGAUUAAAGUUGAUCAGGAUCACCUAGAAACAGUUAUCCCAGCUUUUGGUAAGUGUGAAUUAUAAUACACUAGUGUAGCAUUAAAAAAACAAGCUGACAUUUUGCGAAUGACUCCAGAAAUUCAAUAUUGACGUUGUGUCACUAUUAAACCAGAUCUGGGUAGUACAGUGUACUUCUGACUGGUUAAAGCAAAUUUCCCAUGUGGCACGACCAAUCAGGAGCACUACCCAGAUUUGGGAAAUGAUCGUCAGUAUGGGAUUUCCACACUCAUCCCUCAGAUGUCAUUUUGCAAUGAAAUUAUUGGUGAUGACAUUGCAAAAUGGCGCCUUUUUUCUCAGGCUUAAUAAUUAUAGUGCUCUACUUUUAAGAGCCUAGACUGGUUCACUAUGAAAAAAUCAUUUUGAUUGCUGUCCUAGAAUUCUCCAAGGCUUGCACAAAACCUGCUUUUACUAGGAUUAUCUUGCUUUGAUUUUAAAGGAGAGGAGUCAGGCUACAGCUAGAGUGGUAGUGAAAUUUUCAAUGUUAUUCCUGGUCCAUCAUACAAUGUAGAUUCACUCCAAGACAGCUUAUGAGUCAGUACAGGUGAAAGAGUAACUUGAGUCACAAUUUUCUUCAAAGCAAACUAUGCUUUAAAGGAUGUACUGUAAGAAUGUAUACUGAUUUAUUUUUCUAUGAAAUCUUGAGAGACGCAAAUUGUCACAACUUGUAACGAAGUGCUUACUAGCAAAACUUGUGAAUGGAUUUUCAGGUAAAACUGUACUGAUUGUAAAUGGCAUCCACAGAGGAUCAAAAGCAUCACUUGUAUCACUGGAUGAAAAAAGCUUUUCAGUUACAGUGGAUCUUAAAGAUGUAAGUCAGAUUUGUCUCCUGUUAACAAGACUUCCCUUCCUUGCAAGAUAGAAUGAUGAAAUUACGCUUUCCUUAUGUCAUCUUGGCCUGCAAAGAGUGGAGGAGAGGAGAGGAAAAUCACUGCGUGAUAAUGCAAGGCCUCUCGCCUGCUCCUUACCUGAUUUCCCUUUCCUUAAUUGUCUCCUAGACACUGGACUCUUUAGCUAAUGACAGUCAAAGGUGCUUCAAAGAUCAAGUUGUUUUUUAUUACUGACGUUUAAUUCAAAUAAAUGUUAUAAAACCUUGAAGAAUCUCCUCAGAUAAAUCUUAUGUUCUAACACAAUAUGUUUCAUGAAAUGAACACACUGACUAGAAUAAAAUAUUUUCUUUUUAAUAUUAUUAAGUUUCAUCUCCCAAGUUAAAUAUGGUGAGGUAAAUUAACUCAUCUCCAUUUUCUACUCCACAUUUCUCUUCCUUUGAAGUGGCUAGACUGGAUUCAAGGCUGCUGCUUCCGUCCACUCCCCCGCUCCCCCAACCCCCUCCCGCACCUUUAAAUGUUAUUUUCCUUUGUUUUUGGAUAUAGUAAUGAGUCUGAAACAGAAGACAAUAAAAUUGAACCACGACCAGAACAGCAAUAUUACUAACUGAGUGUUGAAUUCACUACUGAUAGUAGGUUACACAAUGCCUUUUGUUAUUGUGUUUCCUCAGGGACCUCACAGGGGCAAGAGAAUUGAUAGAAUUCCUUAUGAGGACAUCUGCAAAUUGGAUACGUGA